Acaromyces ingoldii is the source of this 853-nucleotide messenger RNA. RefSeq lists its product as hypothetical. The transcript is spliced from 2 exons. Gene Ontology annotation, biological process: ubiquinone biosynthetic process; cellular respiration. Lineage: Eukaryota; Fungi; Basidiomycota; Exobasidiomycetes; Exobasidiales; Cryptobasidiaceae. Gene Ontology annotation, cellular component: mitochondrion. Bases 50 to 772 code for a protein of 240 amino acids. The record is from RefSeq and is a predicted model, not a curated record. Gene Ontology annotation, molecular function: ubiquinone binding.
CUUUCAUUUUUCUUCUCGCCAUCGAAAAAUCCCCAAUAGAAGUGGUAGAAUGACGAUGGCGAUGGCGGCAAGAUCUUCAGUGAGAGUGGCUCUGGCCAGCGGAAGAUCAAUAGCAACUCGGAGGGUGCCAGCAGCCUGUCCAGCGGCUGUGCCUGCCCGCGGUUUCUUCUCGCUGCCGGAUCUGGGUAAGUUUUCGCCCUUUUCCUCGCCGUCCUCUUCCUCGUCUUCGACAGCGGCCCCGACGACCGCCACGACCUCUCUGUCUUCCGACGCCCAAACCUCAAAGGACUUUGAGAUACACACGGAAAAAGUGACGCUGCCGUAUCCUCGCCAACUGCUCUUCAACAUCGUGCAGGACGUGGACCGGUACCAGGAAUUCGUGCCCUACUGCCUUGAGUCGAGCGUGAGGAGCGGCGAGGAGGAGCCCGAGUCAGCCAUGGACGGCAACACGGGCGCCGAAGCACGCUCAGUUCUUGCAGAUCUCACUGUGGGCUAUAAGACUGUCCAGGAGACCUACACCAGCCGCGUGGAUAUUGUUCAGGAUCAAUUAGUCAGGGCAACGGCACUGCCGCAUCCCCUGUUCAGACACCUCGAGACCGUCUGGGCGUUCACCUCGCCUUCGCCAGACUCGCGCGAGUGCCAGGUCGAGUUUUCGCUCGCCUACGCCUUCUCGUCUCCCGUCUACGGCGCGCUGGCAAAGGCAGUGAUGCAGAGAAUGGCGACGGAGAUGGUAAGUGCGUUCGAGAAACGCGCUGCCCAGCUCUCAGGAUGAGCUUUUUGUCACAUACAUGGGUCGUCAUUGUAUAGAGUAGCAGUAGUACUUGUUGGUAUAUAAUACAUGCAGGGAAAAGAG